CUGUGGUUGAGUGUCAAAUAAUGUUCUUUCCAUGUUCGUUCUAACCUAUAUUAUCACCUAUUAUUAAAAGAAUUAUUAAUACAUGAAAAACAAAUAAAUAUAGUUAUUGUAAUUGUUUGGUUUUUUACAAUAUGAAUACAUUUCGCUGCUGUUUACGAAUAAAUUAUUUAAGUCAAUAUCAACAAAUACGACUGAUCCAUAGAAUAAGAGGUAAACCUCCAAUAUACAGCAGAACGAUUAAAGAGAGAUUAGAUGAGUUAAACUUUAAAGACGAAUUGUAUACAACGAGAGUGGACAUAGGGCUCCCGCUGGCAAAAAAAACAUCAUCUAAAGCCCGCAAAGAGCGUUUGGAACAUUCGAAAUCUGUAAAAAGUAACAAAAACUUGGAAGAGUUAGCCCGAAAAUGUAUGUUGGAAAUUGAUUUGGAACAAUCUAAGAAGGACUGGCUCCAUUCAUUGGGUCCUGUUCAUAAAAAACAGAUAGCUGAUCAUUAUGGUGUGUUCGAACAUCUCUAUGGUGAAGGUUUUUUUAUACCUCAAUUGAAUUUGGAAAUAUUUUAUGACAUAAAGGAUGAUACUUGUUUACCUGUCUAUUAUGGUAACAUAAUUAAGCCUGCUGAGGCACUCAAUAGUCCUCUUGUGUCUUAUGAAUCUGAUGGGAAUACUCUGUGGACCCUCGCUUUAAGUAAUCUUGAUGGGCAUCUGACUGAAAAUGAUAAGGAGUAUGUACACUGGUUGGUAGCUAAUAUUCCCAGUAAUUCCAUUGAAAAGGGUGAUGUAAUUGCCAAUUAUUUGCAACCAUUUCCAUUAAAAGGCACAGGCUAUCAUAGAUAUGUCUUUGUAUUAUACAAGCAGGAUGGAAGGAUUUCAUAUGACAUACCUCUAAUAACAUCAUCAUCAAGUCUAGAAGAAAGAACAUUUAGUACCAGAGAUUGGUAUCAAAAAUAUCAAGAUAGUAUUACUCCAGUGGGUCUCGCCUUCUACCAAAGUGAUUGGGAUCCAACUGUUAAAGAGUUCUUUCAUAAAACUUUAAAUCUAAAGGAACCAAUUUACGAAUAUGACUUCCCAGACCCGUAUAUAAGACCUCAAGAGUGGUAUCCACGAAGGAAACCGUUUAACUUGUACAUGGACAAAUACAGAGAUCCAAAACAAAUCAACAAAGAAUAUUUAUUACGUAAACUGAAAAAUGAAGAUCCAUUCAAGGCUCCUCCACCUCCACUAAGGUUCCCUAAUGCUCAUCCAUUUCCAAAGAGCAUGCCAUCAUGGUUGAAACUGCAUGAGAAAAAGAUAAGACUAAAAUGGGGAAGAGUCAAUGAUGUUUAGAUCAGUAUAAUAGAAAUAAUUAAAUUGGAUAUUUAUCAAUGUAAA
Melitaea cinxia (Glanville fritillary) is the source of this 1367-nucleotide messenger RNA. RefSeq names its product 39S ribosomal protein L38, mitochondrial (gene mRpL38). The coding region runs from base 132 to 1322 and encodes 396 amino acids. Lineage: Eukaryota; Metazoa; Arthropoda; Insecta; Lepidoptera; Nymphalidae. Gene Ontology annotation, cellular component: mitochondrial large ribosomal subunit. The transcript is spliced from 4 exons. The record is from RefSeq and is a predicted model, not a curated record.